AGCGGAGCAGGAGGAGGAGAAGAGGAGGAGAGGAGGAGGAGGAGGAGGAGGAAGUCGGGGCUGAGCCGCUUCCUGUAGGCAGCGGGAUGAGCGCAGACAAAGCUGGGUGGGGACUCGCCGCUCGGGGCUGCUGCUGACCACCAUCCUCCUCCUCCUGCUGCUGCUGCGGCUGCAUCCCUCCGGCCCUCCCUCCUCCAGCCCUUCCUCCAUCCCAGCGUCCGUCCGUCCAUCCAUCCCUCCCUCCAUCCAUCCCUCUGUCCGUCUGUCCGUCCCGCCGCCGCCCGCCCCGCGGGGACCGGGGCACCGCUUCCAGGGCAGUGAAGGGCCGAGAGGAGCAGAGCUUCCCUUAGAGGCACAGAUCACCGGAGAGAUCAGCUUCUGCCCAUCCCGGGAGCCCUCCUGGCCUGCCCAUGGCUAGCAACAACACUGCUAGCAUAGCACAGGCCCGCAAGCUGGUGGAGCAGCUGAAGAUGGAGGCCAACAUCGACAGGAUAAAGGUGUCCAAAGCAGCAGCAGACCUGAUGGCGUACUGUGAAGCCCACGCCAAGGAGGACCCUCUAUUGACCCCCGUCCCGGCCUCAGAAAACCCCUUUAGAGAGAAGAAGUUCUUCUGUGUGAUCCUGUAAACCCAGGAGGAGCCUGACGGGCACUCAGGCCACCCUGAACACUGAUGUAGAGUUUUUAGGAAUGGGGACGACCUGCUGGUCCGCAGAAUUUAAACAAAAAUAAGUAAAAAACACGGCCUGGAAGCUACAGAGAUGUGCAUGUUUAAAGAACCUGGCCACCUUUGGGGGAAUCAGAUGAUCUGCAUUGCAAGGCAAAAGAUCUGAAGUCUGUAGAGUUGCCUAGAAAGAGAAAAACAAAAAAAAAAAAAAAAGAAAAAAAAGAAAAAACCCAUGUAAAGAAUAAAUCUGUGUCACUUUUCUGCUCACAAAAUUGUUCGAUUGUUCCAUAUUUAAAGCACCAGAGCUGUGCUGAGCAAAGUUAACUGCUAAGGAUGUGUAUAACCUUCUUGGAAUGAUAUUGUUGGUUUCUUUCCAAGCUAAUAUUUUUGAUUUAAGUUGUCAGAUAUAUAGCAGACAGGUUUGGUGGCUGUGCUGUUACUCAAUGUUUGGUCUUGUGCUUUUUCAUUUCUGGCCGUAGCAUAGCAGGGGGGGCCAAGGGGACACCAGCAGCUCUGUGUCCCCAGCAAGCCCCACUUUUUACCAUUCUCUCUAUGGUUAGCUUUGGUUCUGCAAGUAAAAGUGGUUCCUGUGUCGUGCUUGGUGCUUCCUAGCCCUGUGAUGACAUUCAGUGGUAGUGCAUGAGAGUUUAAUUCCGUUCAUCCGCUCCAGACUUUUCUUUUCCAGCGUUUGGCACCACGUGCUGGUGGAAGAAGCCGUAGGGAGGGAACAGAGGUGAUUCUGAAAGCAAAGAGAGCUCCUGAGAUGCCUUAGACGUGCCUGAAAUGCCUCCUGCCACAGGGCAGGUGCCAGCCCGGGUGCAGGCCGAGCCAGAAAUCCGAAAAUCAAAGUCGACCGCUUCUUUCCGGGUCUUUCCUUUCUCCUACACCUCUGUGCCUCUGCUCUCCUCGCUUGGUCCUGCUCUUUUCCCAGUUCCUGGUAGCACUUCCUUCCCUUGGGGCUGGUCUGGAAUGUUGCUGGGAUGCUGCUCAGUGGUGGGAUGCUGCUCCUCCAUGGAAUGCUGCUCCGUGGUGGGAUACAGCCCCAUGGUGGAAUGCUACUCCAAAAUGGGAUGCUGCUCCUUCAUGGAAUGUUGCUCCAUGGUGGGAUGCUGCUCCUCCAUGGAAUGCUGCUCCGUGGUGGGAUAUAGCCCCAUGGUGGGAUGUUGCUCCUCCAUGGAAUGCUGCUCCAUGGUGGGAUACACCCCUGUGGUGGAAUGCUACUCCAUGGUGAGAUUCUGCUCCAUGGUUAGACUCUGCUCCAUGGUGGGCUGGUGCUCCUCCAUGGGAUGCUAUCCCACCAUGGGAUGCUAUCCCACCAUGGGAUGCUGCUCCUCCAUGGAAGGCUGCUCCUCCAUGGAAGGCUGCUCCUCCAUGGAAGGCUGCUCCUCCAUGGAAGGCUGCUGCUCCAUGGUGGAAUGCUGCUCCAUGAUGGGAUGCUGCUCCAUGAUGGGAUGCUGCUCUAUGUUGGGAUGUUCCUGCCCCUUCCUGCCCCCACCUCCUCUCCCGUUCCCGCUGCCCCCUCCCCACGUUGGGAAGGGCCAGGGGAGCAGCCCCGGGAGCCGUGGGGCUACCCCUUCCCGGAGGUGCCUGAUUCCCUGUUUACACACGGCCUGGGCUCCGUGCCAGGCUGGGCAGUUAUUCCCAGGUCUGCUUCAUCUGCUCCCAGCUCUCGGGGGACACACGCCACCUUUCUGGGCUCCUCCUUGGGUCCGUGCUUGUGUGGAUGUGGCUUGUCUCUCCUUUCUGCUGCUAAACACCUCCUGGCUUUCCCCUGCUCAUCUGUCCCCCUGGGAAUCAUCCCUUUGGGAAUCAUCACUUUGGGAAUCCUCACUUUGGGAAUCAUCAUGUGGGGAUUUAUGUACAAAAUGACCUGGGGGUCACAAAGGGGUUUAGGGGCCUGUGGUGACCCUGCUGAACCAGUUCUGAAUCAGGUGUGAGCUUUUAAAAAUUCCUGUGGAUCCGGGAGGGGAAAAGUCUUUCGGUACCUUUUGGUAACUCUUUCUAGCCCGUAAAAAAAAAAGUGCUUUUUGGUUUUUCUACCUUUUCAUACUCUUUUUCUAGUUCUUCUACGGAGAAGGCCAGUUCUUCUCACACUGGACUCCAAACUUUUGGCACCUGGGAAUGUUUGUAAGCCACGAGUAGCCUAGAUGGUCCCAGCCCCCUGAAUUCCCCCAGUUUUGAUCUUUUUACUACAGCUCCCAUAGCUUUAGGAUGAAGGGUGGGUGAAGUGGUUUGCUCUGCAGCUGGUUUCACUCUUGGUGUUACCAGGCAGAGAUGUAAAAACCCCAUCCUGAGUUUUGUCUUUUCUUCUUAAUCGGAUGUAUUGUCACAGAGAGUGAAGUGCAGCCGGUCUGACCCUGGGCUCCCACCCUCCCUUUCUCAACACUGUCACAAAAGUGGUUUGUAAUAAUUUUUUUAACGACUUGCCUAUUUUACAACUCGAAUUCUUAAUACCUUAGACAACAAAAUAAACCUGCAUGAAUAUGGGGGAGCGGGGAGGGGGAGAUUUUGAAUUAACCCAAACUAUUCAUUGAAGGUGUUUAUGUUGCUGGGCUUGAUUUUCUGUUGGUUGUGGUGUUGCCAUUGGUGUGCUGCCAGGUAUUUCACCCCAGUAUUUCUAUUUACACAGAUCUGCCUUUGUUAGCCAAGCAGAGAUCUCCUGCCAAGGCUGUUUCCCCUCCUCACUACAAAAAUCCCAUCCAUCCCUCCAUCCCCAUGCUGGAUUUCCAGCCUGGCCUCAAAUGACAUUCCACUACCCCCAGGCUUUUAAAGAAAAAAAAUAUCUGGAGUACUGGAAAAAGGACUUUUAUUGUCUGCAAAUGUUGCUGCUGGCAAUUCUGUCCAUGGGUUGCCACCCUGCCAGCAGCAGGAUUUUGGGGAGGGGGUGGCUGUAGGGGAAAGCCAGUCGUGGUGUAGCGCAUCCCCAUCCCACAUGGUCUGUGUACUCGUUGGAAAAAUAAACUUUUGGAUUUGUUUCAA
Messenger RNA from Serinus canaria (Common canary), 3643 nucleotides. RefSeq names its product G protein subunit gamma 2 (gene GNG2). Gene Ontology annotation, biological process: G protein-coupled receptor signaling pathway. Gene Ontology annotation, cellular component: heterotrimeric G-protein complex. The record is from RefSeq and is a predicted model, not a curated record. Gene Ontology annotation, molecular function: G-protein beta-subunit binding. The transcript is spliced from 4 exons. NCBI's taxonomy places the organism in Eukaryota, Metazoa, Chordata, Aves, Passeriformes, Fringillidae. Bases 411 to 626 code for a protein of 71 amino acids.